AUGUCGAUUCCCACGAUCGAUCUGAGCAAGUCCAAGGAUGUAUCAGCCCGGGCUCGGCUCCUGGAAGACCUACGCUACGCCUUACGGGAUGUCGGUUUUCUCUAUCUUUCCAAUACCGGCAUAAAGGAAGAAGUGAUUCAAGAUCUGGUGACGAUGAUGCCAUGUCUCUUCUCCCUUCCUGACGAUGUCAAGGAGUCGGUUGCCGUGGUCAAAUCUCCUCAUUUCCUGGGAUUCAGCAAAUGGGGGUCCGAGGUCACCGCCGGCAUCCAGGACCAGAGAGAGCAAUUCGAACUGGCCAAUGAAUUGGCGGACAAGUACAGCCAGACACCCGGGCUGCCGCUCUACACGAGACUACAGGGUCCUAAUCAGUGGCUUGAAUCAGAGACCGUGCCCCGAUUUGGUGAAAUUGUCAAGUCCUACAUCACGGCUCUGCAGGAUCUAGCUUUUCGAUUCCUCGAGGUGGUCACCGAAGCCCUCUACUUGCCUCCCGGCAGUCUUGUUAAUUUUACAGGGCCACAAGAUCGACUCAAGCUCGUUCACUAUCGACCGUCGCCCGAUGCCACCAUGGAUGCUCCCGCGCAGGGAGUCGGCCCCCACAAAGACAGUUCAGGCUGGAUGACGUUUCUUCUCCAGGCAUCCGAUCCGUCCAUCAAAGGACUCCAGGUCCUCUCGAAAGAUGGCACUUGGCUCGAUGUCCCCCCCAAAUCUGGCACAUUCGUGGUCAAUAUGGGCCAGGCGUUCGAGGUCGUCACGAACGGAACGUGUAAAGUGACCACUCAUCGCGUCCUUCUUCCUCCAGGGGACUAUGACAGAUACAGUGUGCCCUUUUUCCAAGGAGUCGGACCGGACUUGACGAAGCGAGACCUCAAAGCCUUGUGGGAGCUCUUCGACAAGCUGAAAUGGAAUACGCGAGAAUCGGAGGAGGGCCAACGGAUUGAUAGUCCCUUUCUUCGAGGGAAAUAUGAGACGUGGGGAGAGGCACAGCUCAGAACCAAGAUCAGAAGCCACCGAGAUGUGGGAAGGAGACAUUAUCCUGAUGUCUUUGAGAAAUAUAUUAACGAUGACUGA
Molecule: messenger RNA, 1068 nt
Organism: Rhinocladiella mackenziei CBS 650.93
Lineage: Eukaryota; Fungi; Ascomycota; Eurotiomycetes; Chaetothyriales; Herpotrichiellaceae
Exons: 1
Coding region: 1-1068 (355 amino acids)
Source: RefSeq, a predicted model, not a curated record